Lizanozyma spartinae is the source of this 615-nucleotide messenger RNA. RefSeq names its product Xanthine phosphoribosyltransferase 1 (gene XPT1). The record is from RefSeq and is a predicted model, not a curated record. Gene Ontology annotation, cellular component: cytoplasm. Gene Ontology annotation, molecular function: hypoxanthine phosphoribosyltransferase activity. The coding region runs from base 1 to 615 and encodes 204 amino acids. NCBI's taxonomy places the organism in Eukaryota, Fungi, Ascomycota, Pichiomycetes, Serinales, Debaryomycetaceae. Gene Ontology annotation, biological process: GMP salvage; hypoxanthine metabolic process; IMP salvage. The transcript has a single exon.
AUGGUCGAGAAGCUUUACAUUUCGUACGAACAUGUACAUAAACUUUGUCGUAAGGCAGCUGAAGAGAUCAAGAGUAAGAAGGAUCCGGUGGACUUAAUCAUUGCCAUUGGAGGAGGAGGAUUCAUUCCUGCUCGUAUUCUCCGGUCAUUCUUAAAACAAGACGGUCAGAAGAACAUUCCGAUCCAGGCCAUCGGUUUAUCAUUAUACGAAUUUAUGGGGAAUGAAGAGACCAUUGGCAAAGAAGUUGUGCGUACUCAAUGGUUAGACUUUGGUAAUUUAAAUGACCAUUUCGAUUCCCUUAUUGGGAAGCAUUUACUUAUCGUGGACGAAGUAGAUGAUUCUAGAACCACUCUACACUACGCUUUAACCGAGUUGGAAAAAGAUGUUAAGGAUAUUCAAGAGAAAUUGGGUCGUCAAAAUGAACAGACCAAAAUCUCUAUCUUUGUACUCCAAAAUAAAGAUAAGGAGAAGAGAGCUGAAUUACCUCAAGAAUUAUUUGAUUCGGGAAGAUAUAUGUGUGGUGAGGUUGUUCCGGAUAAAUGGAUAGCUUAUCCUUGGGAUGCCCUUGAUAUCGAUGAUCAAACUGAAAGAGCUCGGGCUCAAGGCUACAUUUAG